Molecule: messenger RNA, 3614 nt
Organism: Gymnogyps californianus (California condor)
Lineage: Eukaryota; Metazoa; Chordata; Aves; Accipitriformes; Cathartidae
Gene: MCM3
Product: minichromosome maintenance complex component 3
Exons: 17
Coding region: 37-2472 (811 amino acids)
Biological process (GO): DNA strand elongation involved in DNA replication; double-strand break repair via break-induced replication; mitotic DNA replication initiation
Cellular component (GO): MCM complex; nucleus
Molecular function (GO): single-stranded DNA binding; ATP binding; single-stranded DNA helicase activity
Source: RefSeq, a predicted model, not a curated record
CGGUCCCCGCCCCGGCCUCCCCGAGCGGCCGGCAGCAUGGCGGCGCCGGCGGGCGGACUGGAGGACGCGGAGCUGCGGGAGGCGCAGCGCGACUACCUCGAUUUCUUGGACGAUGAGGAAGACCAAGGGAUUUACCACAGCAAAGUCCGGGACAUGAUCAGUGACAACCAGUAUCGCCUUCUCGUCAGCAUCAAUGACCUGCGGCGGAAGAACGAGAAGAGGGCCAACCGGCUCUUGAGCAACGCCUUUGAGGAGCUGAUCGCCUUCCAGCGUGCCCUGAAGGAUUUUGUCGCCUCCGUCGAUGCCACCUAUGCCAAGCAGUACGAGGACUUCUACAUCGGGCUGGAGGGCAGCUUCGGCUCCAAGCACGUGUCACCGCGGACGCUGACGGCCUGUUUCCUCAGCUGCAUUGUCUGCGUGGAGGGCAUCGUGACGAAAUGCUCUCUGGUUCGUCCGAAGAUCGUCCGGAGCGUCCAUUAUUGCCCAGCUACUAAGAAGACUAUUGAGCGCCGAUACACAGACAUGACCUCCCUGGAUGCUUUCCCAUCCAGCUCCGUCUACCCUACGAAGGAUGAAGAGAAUAACCCCCUGGAGACAGAGUUUGGCCUCUCGGUCUACAAGGACCAUCAGACCAUCACCAUUCAGGAGAUGCCCGAGAAGGCACCAGCAGGGCAGCUGCCACGCUCAGUGGAUGUCAUUCUGGAUGACGACCUGGUGGACAAGGUGAAGCCUGGGGACCGCAUCCAGGUGGUGGGGACGUACCGCUGCCUGCCAGGAAAGAAAGGGGGUUACACCUCAGGGACUUUCAGGACUAUCCUCAUUGCCUGCCAUGUGAAGCAGAUGAGCAAAGACGUCCGGCCUCUCUACUCUGCUGCUGACGUGGCCAAGAUCAAGAGAUUCAGCAAGAGUCGCUCCAAGGAUAUCUUUGACCAGCUGGCGAGAUCCCUUGCUCCCAGCAUCCAUGGGCACGAGUACAUCAAGAAGGCCCUUCUCUGCAUGCUGCUCGGAGGGGUGGAGAAGGUCCUGGAGAAUGGGAGCCGCAUCCGAGGAGACAUCAACAUCUUGCUGAUAGGAGACCCUUCCGUCGCCAAGUCUCAGCUGCUGCGGUACGUGCUCAGCACCGCACCCCGUGCCAUCCCCACCACUGGCAGAGGCUCCUCCGGCGUUGGCCUGACUGCCGCCGUCACCACGGACCAAGAAACCGGUGAACGGCGCCUGGAAGCAGGGGCCAUGGUUUUGGCUGACCGGGGGGUGGUGUGCAUUGACGAGUUCGACAAGAUGUCCGACAUUGACCGUACGGCCAUCCACGAGGUGAUGGAGCAGGGCCGUGUCACCAUCGCCAAGGCUGGCAUCCACGCCCGCCUCAACUCCCGCUGCAGUGUCCUGGCGGCGGCCAACCCCGUCUACGGCCGGUACGACCAGUACAAGACACCCAUGGAGAACAUCGGCCUGCAGGACUCCUUGCUCUCCCGCUUUGACCUGCUCUUCAUCGUGCUGGACCAGAUGGACCCUGAGCAGGACAGGGAGAUCUCGGACCACGUCCUGCGGAUGCACCGCUACCGCAACCCCAACGAGCAGGACGGGGAUGCCAUGCCCCUGGGCAGCGCCGUGGAGAUCCUGGCUACGGAGGACCCCAACUUUGUGCAGGAGGAGGAACAGGAGCUCCAAGUGUAUGAGAAACACGAUGACCUCCUGCACGGGCCCAACCGCCGCAAGGAGAAGAUCGUCAGCAUGGAGUUCAUGAGGAAGUACAUCCACGUAGCAAAGAUGAUUAAGCCCGUCUUGACGCAGGAGUCAGCGAGCUACAUAGCGGAGGAGUACUCCCGCCUGCGAAGCCAGAGCCAGAUGAACUCGGACAUUGCCAGGACCUCCCCCGUCACGGCCCGUACCCUGGAGACCCUGAUCCGCCUCUCCACGGCCCACGCCAAGGCCAGGAUGAACAAGACAGUCGAUCUGCAGGACGCCGAGGCGGCUUUGGAGCUGGUGCAGUUCGCCUACUUCAAAAAGGUGCUGGAGAAGGAGAAGAAGCGCAGAAAGCAGGCGGAGGACGACUCUGAGACUGAGAAGGAGGAGGAUGAGGAGUCACAGCCCAAGGAGGAGCGUAGGACGAGGAGGAGAAAGAAGGCACGCACAGGAGGUGAGGGGGACUCCUACGACCCGUAUGACUUCAGCGACGCAGAGGAGGAGAUGCCGGAGGUCCAGGCACACACUCCCAAGACACCCGAAGCCUCGUCUGCUGCCGAAGCGAAGAAGCCAGAGUUGUCUGAGCCGAGGUUGAAAGCAUUCAAGGCUGCCCUCCUGGAGGUCUUCAAAACUUCCCAUGCCCAGUCUGUGGGUCUGAAGAAUGUGAUGGAGUCCAUCAACCGUGACAACCCUGAGCCCUUCUCACUGGCUGAAGUGAAGGUGGCGCUGGCCCACAUGCAAGAUGACAACCAGAUCAUGGUGUCCGAUGACAUUAUCUUCUUAAUCUGAGCCUCUGGGUGGAAGAGCCCAAGUUCUUAUGGACUGUCAGUCUGGAGACUCUGUGUUUGCCUUCAACUCUCUCCUGAACGCUUCAUCUGGCUGAGCUGAACUUUGGGGAGCUCAAGUCUGUGCACUUUACAGUCCUUCUUUGUUGUGCAUUACUGGCACCAAAAAAAGCCGGGAGCUCUGGAAGCUGUCUUACUUUUGCUGUCUUCAAGCUGGAGUAUUCGGGAAGAGGUUUGUUUCUGCAAGGAGCCGAAAGGAAAAACUUAGGUGCAAAUUAUCAAUGUUCUUAAUGUAUUGUUUUUAGCUUUUGUGGUAAUAGUUCCAGCCUUUGAAUAAAAAAAUCUGGAUUUAGGAAUCCAGCAUUCAAUAACAGUGGUGGAAGGAGCAAUAUGAGAGCUCCACUAUUAGUAGUGAAGCUUUUAUUUUUCCCCUUUUUUUUUUUCCUUUUUCCCCAAUUACACAGCCUAGAUCUGCUUGUCUCACAAGUAAAGAUGCCUCAUGCCUGUCCUGUUGGCUGUGAACAGCCUCUUCCCCCACUGAUUUCCUACCCAUCUUGCAGAGGAUGAUUUCUGGUGAUGCAGGGGCAAGUCUAGUCUGACCUGCUCCAUCGCCCAUGGGGCAGCUUGGUUUCUAGAUUUCAAAGCCCUGCUGGGAUUUUUGGCCCCAAGCACGUGGGAAGGACUGGGAUGCUCAGAGAUGCCUGGGGGACGUGUCCCUGCACAUGGGGUUUGGUCUCCAGCUGCUCCUGCCUUCUCCAGUCUGGGACUGCACUUGUAUGAAUAUAACGGGAUCACCACAAAUGGGAGGAAACCUUCUGUAGCAAAGAAAGGUCAAAGGAACGGGGACCUGGGAUCCUGCAUCCCUUGUGUGUCCUGCUGGCUGAGCUGCCGCAGAUCUUCCUGCGUUCUGUGGAAGGUAACCACAAGCUACUGAGAUCAUAAAAGCUUUCCCUUGCUCUUGGGGGAUUUGCUGAACUGUCUUGCUUUCUAGGAACACAUAGGUGACCACUUCUUGGAGAAAGGCUCUUCCUAGAAACCAGCAAGCUCCAAUGGUUUGGGAUGGUUUUCAAGAAAAGCUGAAUGUGCAGUCAGACCAAUCUCAGCUGCUCAUGAUGCCAGAGCUGCUGAAGGUUAGGGAUUUUUUUU